This is a messenger RNA of Notolabrus celidotus (New Zealand spotty), 1114 nucleotides long. RefSeq names its product ring finger protein 216 (gene rnf216). The record is from RefSeq and is a predicted model, not a curated record. The coding region runs from base 134 to 853 and encodes 239 amino acids. NCBI's taxonomy places the organism in Eukaryota, Metazoa, Chordata, Actinopteri, Labriformes, Labridae. The transcript is spliced from 4 exons.
GUGUCUCUCUGUGUCUCACGCUCUGGUCCUUGUCUGUGUCUUGGUCCAGGAGAGCUGCAGAAAGUGUCACGUCCAGUGGAAGCAGCAUGUGGGGAAGACGUGUGAGCAGGUCCUGGAGAGGGACGAGAUCCGCAUGAGGGUCCUGUUCGAGGAGCGAAUGACGGCGGCUCGGGUCAGGAAGUGUGUGAAGUGCGGGACAGGACUGGUGAAGUCAGAGGGCUGCAACAGGAUGUCGUGCCGCUGUGGCAGCUUCAUGUGUUACCUCUGCAGAGAGCCAAUCACCGGAUACAACCACUUCUGUCAGCACGCACGCUCGCCCGGCGCUCCCUGCCGUCACUGCCGCAAGUGCUCGCUGUGGACGGACCCAACGCAAGACGAUGAGCGGAUCAUUCAGGAGAUCCAGAAGGAGGGCGAGGCGGAGCUGAAUAAGAAGAGUGCAGAUCAAUCAGGGAAGAGGGUCGGCCCUCCACCGGAGCCGCUCACUGAAGCCAAACGGCCUCGCGUUGGUCCGCCCCCCGAAAACCCAGCGAACCCUCCGGCCCCUCCGCACCCUCAGGCGGUACAAGCCCCCCUGUUUGUGCCGCCCCGUGCUCGCUACCCACCCGGUCCAGCCCAGGGCCGGAUGUACCAGCACGUGAUCAUGCACCGGCUGCCCCCGGCCCCCUACGUGCCCCCCCUGCAGCCACUGCCCAUCCUCAACAACAACAACAACAACAACCAUCAUCAUCUUCAUCUCCACAACAACAACAACGCUCCGGGCAACCCACACAACCCACACAACCCACACAACAUAGACGUGAUGGACCUGCCCAUGCACUACGGACCUGCACAGCGCUACUACAGACACUUCUAACACACACACACACACACACACACACACACACACACACACACACUCACACACACCUUUGGACUUUGCCUUUCCCGCUGUCCCGGGACUUUGGUGUGGACGUGGAUCUGUGUUCCUCUCUUGUGGUCGGGCUGAGCGGAUGAACGCUUUAGAAACUUUAUUUCUGUUUAAAAAAUAUUUUUGAGAACAAGUUUGAAAACAAAGUGACCAUUCCUUCUUUGUGUUUAAGACGUUUUCUAAUAAAGCUACAAGUAUCUCCUGAAA